Phycodurus eques (leafy seadragon) is the source of this 3574-nucleotide messenger RNA. RefSeq names its product protein ELFN1-like. NCBI's taxonomy places the organism in Eukaryota, Metazoa, Chordata, Actinopteri, Syngnathiformes, Syngnathidae. Gene Ontology annotation, cellular component: plasma membrane. Gene Ontology annotation, molecular function: protein binding. The record is from RefSeq and is a predicted model, not a curated record.
AUGUGGGCUGGCAGCACAUCAGGAUGCCCCAUCGAGCGUUUAGGCCCGCCGCCAAGCUCCCCAGCCUCGCUGACAUCCAGCCUUACACCUCGCACGCUCCUCACCGUGCCCGAGGAAGGAGCGCUCGAACCGGCGAAAGAACCACCGGUCAUCCACGACGACCACCAAAGGAGAGAACGGAACGUUUUUAACCCGAGGAGGAGCUCCGGUCGGUGUGUCGCAGGCGUCCAGGGAUCCAGUCCACACCAGAAUUUUGAGGAUGAGAAAGCACGAGAGGAAGUGCUCAUUCAAUCAAAACGGAUUAGGGCCGUUAAAGACAUGAGGACGGACCAAUCAGAGUUGAAGCCUCCAUUCUUCUUCCAUUCUGUUCACUUGCUUCCUGUUCCUGUGCAUUGUGGGUGACUUUCUCCAAUGGAUAGUGUGGCGACAAUUUACCAGGCCCAACGGCCAAAACAGAACGCCAGGGGGGGGUUUUCGCCCGCCAUCGGCUCGUUCCUGGGCUGGCUCGCCCUGCUGUCCGUCAUGCGGUUGCCGGCGGCGAUGGCCGACUGUUGGCUCAUCGAGGGUGAAAAGGGCUUUGUGUGGUUGGCUAUUUGUAGCAUGAACCAGCCACCCUACGAGGCCAUCCCAGCUCACAUCAACAGCACCAUAGUGGAUCUGAGGCUGAACGAGAACAAGAUCCGCUCGGUACACUACUCUUCGCUCAGCCGCUUUGGCAACCUCACUUACCUGAACCUCACCAAGAACGACAUCAGCUACGUGGAAGACGGAGCCUUCUCGGCGCAGUUCAACCUGCAGGUUCUCCAGAUGGGCUUCAACAAGAUGAGGAACCUGACGGAGGGAAUGCUGCGAGGCCUGGGCAAGCUGCAGUACCUUUACCUGCAGGCCAACCUCAUUGAGACCGUCACGCCCAACACCUUCUGGGAGUGCCCCAACAUCGAGAACAUUGACCUAUCCAUGAACAGGAUCCAGGUGUUGGAUGGUAGUUUGUUCUCAGGGCUCGCCAAGCUGACCACAUGCGAGCUGUACACCAACCCUUUCAACUGCUCCUGUGAGCUUCUGGCAUUCCUGCGCUGGCUCGCCGUCUUCCCCAACCGAACCAGCGAACGUAUGGUGUGCGACUCCCCUCAUGGCUUCUCCGGCUACAACCUGUUGAGCCCAAACCCCCGUGCGCCAGCCCAACGCAAUGCGCUGCACGUGCUUGGCCUCGUGUGCACCGAGGACGGCAGCAACUCCACUGCCUUCUACAUCAACGGCCUGCUAGAUGCCACCACGCUAUCGCCAGACUUCUCCCCAUGCGGAUUGGAUGACUGCGCAUCUGGAACGCCACCCGAUGAGGUCAUAUACCACACAAUCUUCACUGAGAUCAAUCCCAUCAUGACGCUGAAGCAGGUGCUGCACUCCAGCGCCGUUAUCACGGUAGAGAUUCCACACCCGUACCGGAAGAUGUACAUUUUGAUGCUGUACAACAACAGCUUCUUCACCGACAUCCAGAACCUUAAGUACCAGAGGCAGGACAUCGAGCUGACUAACCUGAAAGCUAACACGGACUAUACGUACUGUGUGGCCUCCAUACGCAACUCCCUGCGUUUCAACCACACUUGUUUGACCAUCUCCACGGGUCGUGGGGCCAGACCGGAAAGGAUCGCCAAUCAGUCGUCAGCCACCCACUACAUCAUGACCAUCCUUGGCUGCCUGUUUGGAAUGCUGCUCUUCCUGGGCCUGGUGGUCCAUUGCCUGAGACGGAAGAGGAUCGCGGAGGAGAAAGAGCGCAAAAUGAGCCGAAUCCAGAGGACCCUGAUAGAGCUUAAGUAUGGCGACGAAGGGGAUAUCGAGGGCGGUAGUGGUCCUGCUUCUCAGAAGCUUCCCCCCAGCGGGGACAGUCUGUCUCGGAUGCCCUACCUGUCUCAGGGCACCGACAUAGAUCCUUACCAGCUACAGGAGGUGGUAGAGACACAGGCGCACAAGCCCGCCAAGAUCAACUAUAUGGAGGUGCGAGGGUCUGGUGUGGACAGGGAGCAGGAGAUGUCACCCCAGGCCAACCCGCAGGGUUCCGUGGCCGAGAUCUCCACCAUCGCCAAGGAAGUGGACAAGGUCAACCAGAUCAUCAACAACUGCAUUGAUGCCCUCAAAUCCGAGUCUACCUCCUUCCAGCAGGGCAUCAAGUCCCCUUCCUCAGCUGGUGGGGGAUCCGUGUCUACCGCUGAGCCACAGCUUGUGCUCCUGUCCGAGCAAGGAGGAGACCGAGGUGGCGAGUUCCUCUCCCCGGUCUACAAGGGGGGCCGAGGGUACCACCAUUCCCUGCAGCGGCAUCAUAGCAUGGAAGCCCCCGUGACGUCCAAGAGGCCCAGCACCUCCUCGUCCCCCGGCUCAGCCCGUAGUCCCCGUUCGUUCCACUCAGAAGGGGCUUACCACUCCUCAGAGACUCGAUACAUUGAGAGGAGCUCACCCAGUGACCGGACUGGCGAGGAGCCGGUCCGUACGGUAAACCCGGCUGCCGCUAUUCUGCGAGCUGAGGCCCAGAGAAUCCGGCAGUACCACGAGCACCGUCAUUCGUACCCUGGCUCCCAGGAAAUGCAGCACCACCCACAGAUUAUGCAGGAGCUCCACUACCACCCCGGUGGACGUAAGCCCUCCGUCCUGGACCCACUUACCCUCGGCCGGCAGGCCAAACAGAGGGAGCUGGCCUACUCACAGCUGGCCCCCCACUAUGCUCUAUCCCCCCAGUACCACAACCUCAGCUACUGCUCCAGCCCGGAGGAGGAAGAGGAGGAGGAAGAGGAGGAAGGGCUCCUGUGCACCCCCACCUUGGGCCUGUGGGAGCGCUUCAAGCUGCACCGGAAGAGGCACCGGCAGGCGUCCAUGGAGGACGAAGGCUAUGUGGCAGCUGGGCAUGCGCUGCGCCGCAAGGUCCAGUUCGCCAAGGAUGAAGACCUGCACGACAUUUUGGACUACUGGAAGGGGGUGUCAGCCCAGCAGAAGGCCUGAGGAGCAGCGACAACAACAAUGUGGAAGACCUGUAAAUACCAAACACAAAAACCCAUAACCUGGAGCUGAAAAAUCAAAAACACAUAGGAGCAAGUGUUAUACUCAACAAAUAAAUCGUAAUUUAGAGAUUCAUUUUUUUCUAAUCUAAUGGAACUCAUAGCUCAAAUUUAUGUAGCUGUUUCUACAUUUUCAUCAGGGAGGGAGAAAAGGUCGGCACCCUGUCUGGAAAUCUCUGCUUUUUAGGAUGGUUUGUCUUCUUUUUUUGAAAACCAAAAAGAGACAGGAAGUGACUGAGGUUUUGAGGGACUUUUUAAGAGAUCUGACACAAUUGGAAUUUUCUUCAGGACGGGUCACCAGGCAAUGCUAGUGCCACCUUUCCCCUGCUCAGUACCCACAUGCGACUCACUAUUGAUGCGUUUCCACUGGAAAAAUACUGUUACUAUUUCUAGUACCUGGGUACUCCACGUAAGCCACCUCUGAUCUCAAGCAGAUUCGUCAUCACCACAUACAGUUUCCACAGCUCUAUUAAACUCCACAGUGUCCAGCUUGCUGCAGCGGCCUUCGCUCUUCUCUUGGAUAAAAUUAG